GCCUACUAGUGAUGACAGCAGAUGACAGCUGACUGAGCUAGCGCGCUGAAGGAAAGGGGAGAUCAGGAACGGUCUCGAAUAGACAUAUCUAGCGAUUUAACUGGUUUAAAUCUUUCACGGUUAUAGGGAUUCCAUAAAGAACUGGUAUACUAUCAACAAAUUGUUUGACUUUAGCCUCUGAGUGAGCUGGUAAAGAUGGUGAAGCCAGACAUCCACACUCUGGCCCACCACCUGAAGCAGGAGCGGCUGUAUGUGGCUUCAGAGAAGCAGCUGAUCCAACGGCUCAACGGGGACGUGCUGAAGACUGCUGAGAGGCUGUACCGUGCUGCCUGGAUCACCAAACAGCAGAGGAUCAACCUUGACCGGCUCAUUCUCACCAGUGCUGAGGCCUCCCCGGCCGAAUGCUGCCAACAUGCCAAAGUGCUGGAGGACACGCAGUUCCUGGACGGCUACAAGACUCUGGGCUUUCAGGAGAGCAUCUAUGGGGAGUUCCUGGGUCGGGUGCGCGAGAACCCUCGGCUGUUGGCCUCCUGCCUGGUGGCCGGGGAGAGGCUGAACCAGGAGCACACACAGGGGGUCAUUUACACGGUCUUCACCUCCCUCUACGGUAACUGUAUCAUGCAGGAGGAUGAGCGCUACCUGCUGCAGGUCCUCCGCUACUUGGUGGAGUUUGAGCUGAAGGAGAGCGACAACCCUCGGCGGCUGCUGCGGCGGGGCACGUGCGCCUUCAGCAUCCUCUUCAAGCUCUUCUCCGAGGGGCUGUACUCAGCCAAGCUUUUCCUCACCGCCACCCUCCACGAGCCCAUCAUGCAGCUGCUGGUGGAGGACGAGGACCACCUGGAGACGGACCCCUCCAAGGUGACGGAGCGCUUCACGCCGGCCCAGCAGGAGCGCCUGUUUGGGGAGAAGGGCUCGGAGGGCUACAGACAGAAGGUGGCAGCUGCCGUGGAAGCCAACGAGGCCAAGCUGGUGACCCUGGUCAACAAGUUCAUCGGCUACCUGAAGCAGAACACCUACUGCUUCCCCCACAACCUGCGCUGGAUAGUGUCUCAGAUGUACAAGACGCUAUCGUGCGUGGAACGGCUGGAGGUGGGUGAGGUGCGGACCAUGUGCACAGACCUGCUGCUCACCUGCUUCAUCUGCCCAGCCAUAGUCAACCCUGAGCAGUACGGCAUCAUCUCAGACGCCCCUAUCAACGAGGUGGCUCGCUUCAACCUCAUGCAGGUAGGGCAGCUUCUUCAACAGUUGGCAAUGGCUGACGAUGAUGGAGACCCCCGGAGGAAAAACAGUUUGGCCAAGUUCGAUAAGAGCUGUGUAGCUGCCUUCUUGGAUGUGGUAAUCGGAGGGAGAGCUGUGGAGACACCUCCCAUGUCCUCCAUGAACCUACUAGAAGGACUCAGCAGGACUGUGGCGUACAUGACACACAGUCAGCUCCUCUGCCUGGUGGACUUUGUACGGAGUGUGAUGGCAGGGGACCACCUCCGGGAGGAGGAGCACAUGCUCCUGGAGACCAUGCUGGCCAACGUUCCCCAGUCCCGCACGGUGAAGAGCAACAGUCUGGAGCUCACCCCCUCCAACACCCCUCAGCUCUCCCCAGCCACCACCCCCGCCAACAAAAAAAACAGGAACAUAGGACAACAGUUAGCAACUUCCUGGGACUCCACAACCACCACCCUGUCUGCUCACAUUCCAUUAGUUACCCCUUUUGCCUCCCGCAGUCGUAGCCGUUCCGAGCUGGCCCAGCAGGGGGAGGCAGAGGCUAGCUCUCUGGAGUCCCUGCAGGAGGUUAUGCCAGAGGAGGUGCUGGUGAUCUCACUAGGAAGCAGCCCGCAGACCAUCCCUGGGAUGAUGUCAGAGAAUGAGGUGUUGACCAUGCAGCUGACUGAUGGGUCACAAGGGGACACUCCUGCAGAUGACACCAAGCACCAUGGCAAGCCAGACAAAACCCUACGCUUCUCCCUCUGCAGUGACAACCUGGAGGGCAUCUCAGAGGGUCCAUCCAACCGGUCUAACUCCGUGUCGUCUCUGGACCUGGAGGGAGAGUCUGUGUCUGAGCUGGGAGCUGGGCCAUCAGGGAGCAAUGGGGUGGAGGCUCUGCAACUGCUGGAGCAUGAACAUGCCACCACUCAGGACAACCUGGAUGACAAACUGCGUAAGUUUGAGAUCCGCGACAUGAUGGGCCUGACAGAUGACCGGGACAUCUCUGAGACAGUGAGUGAGACCUGGAGCACAGACGUGCUGGGCAGCGACUUUGACCCCAACAUGGAUGAGGAUCGACUGCAGGAAAUAGCUGGGGCGACUGUUGAGAACAUGCUGGGCAGCCUGCUGUGCCUACCAGGCUCCAGCUCAGUGCUGCUAGACCCUUAUGGAUCCACCAUCUCAGAGACCACCAGCGAGGCCUGGAGUGUGGAGGUCCUGCCCAGCGACUCAGAAGCCCCAGACCUGAAGCAGGAAGAGCGUCUACAGGAGUUGGAGAGCUGCUCAGGGCUGGGCAGCACCUCCGAUGACACAGAGGUCAGAGAGGUCAGCUCCCGGCCCAGCACCCCAGGGCUCAGCGUCAUCUCAGCGACAUCAGAAGAUAGAGGCAAGACGGAGGACCUGCGGUCGGAGUGCAGCUCGGACUUUGGGGGAAAGGACUCUGUGACCAGUCCAGAUGGGGAGGAGUUGUCCCACGGAGCACACCACAGUUUGGCUUCUCCAGCCUCGCAGGCAGACUCCUUACUGGCCAUGUUCGAUCCCCUAUCCUCCGGGGAAGGUUUCUCUACUGGUACCAUUGUGAGGCCCAAAGUGCACUACGCCAGGCCCCUUCAUCCUCCCCCUGACCCUCCCAUCCCAGAGACCUGUGCCCUGGGCCAGGAGCCCCGCUACUCCCUGUUCACGCCCCACUGCCUGGCCCAAGCCGAGCUGGAGCACACCAAGCAGCGCCACUCCUACCCAGACAGGCUGGUACGCAGUCGCAGCUCUGACAUUGUCUGCCAAGGCCGCCGGCCUACCAGCGACCCGGGCCUCAACCGCAGAGCAGCAGCCGAGGAGCGGGAUCCUGCCGGGCACUUCUCCAUGGGUCCGUCCUCGUCCCCCAGCAAGGAUUCCCUAAAAGGAGAGGUUGAGGAGAGAAAGGACAGUGAUGAGGAAAAGUCUGAUCGCAACAGACCAUGGUGGAAGAAACGCUUUCAGUCAGCCAUUCCCAAAGUGCUGUAUUGGACGGCUGAGAGUGAAGUCCCAGCUCCGAUAGCCUUCCGGAAAAGGGACAGGCAGGAGAAAGACGAUGUGGGACAUGAACGCGUCCCACAAGAUGACACUCUGUCCAGGAACUCCCAGGCCCAGGCAGCAGAAGACAUCCUGGACAAAUACAGGAACAUCAAGAGGACCAGCCCUAGUGAAGGAGCCACCGCUGCAGCCUAUGACACCACAGGAGAGCUGUGUGGAGAGGAGGGUUUACACGACGAAGCUCUGCAGAACAUGUCCACAGACGACCUGCCAGACUCAGCCAGCCAGACAGCCCAGCAACACGACUCCAGCAAGUUCUCAUUCAGUGAUGCAAAGAAGAAGUUGAGACUGGCCUUGUGUUCAGCAGACUCUGUGGCUUUCCCCCUCAUGGCUCCUGCCACCACACGCAAUGGGCUGCCUGACCACACGGACUCUGAAGACAAUGAGAUCGUGUGCUUCCUGAAGGUCCAGCUGGCGGAGGCCAUCAACCUGCAGGAUAAGAACCAGAUGGCCCAGAUCCAGGAGACCACUCGCUGCGUCAGCCGAUUCGACGCACGUACCUGCAGGAAGUUGCUGGCAGCCAUCGCUGAGGAUUACAGGAAGCGGGCGCCCUACAUAGCGUAUCUGACGCGGUGUCGACAAGGCCUGCAGACGUCCCAGGCCCACCUGGAGAGGCUGCUGCAGCGGGUCCUGAGGGACAAAGAGGUGGCUAACCGCUACUUCACCACAGUCUGUGUUCGCCUCUUACUGGAACACAUGGAGGCGAAGUCCCUGGACUUCAUCAAAGCCUUCCAGGGGUGCACAGCGUCAGACGACAAGACGGCGGCGGUGGAGGACUUCCUGCGCUACCUGUACGGGGCCAUGGCCCAUGAUGCCAUCUGGCAGUACGCCAGCGAGGACCAGCUGCAGGAUGCCCAGAUGGCCAUAGAGCGCAGCGUCAUGAACCGCAUCUUCAAGCUGGCCUUCUACCCCAACCAGGACGGGGACAUCCUGAGAGACCAGCUUCUACAGGAACACAUAGCGCGUCUCUCAAAGGUGGUGACGGCAAAUCACAAAGCUCUUCAAAUCCCAGAGGUGUAUGCGAGGGAGGCUCCCUGGCCAUCUGCCCAGUCAGAGAUCCGGACCAUCAGUGCCUACAAGACUCCUCGGGACAAAGUGCAGUGUAUCCUGCGCAUGUGUUCCACCAUCAUGAACCUCCUGAGUCUGGCCAACGAGGACUCUGUCCCUGGAGCUGACGACUUCGUCCCUGUGCUUGUCUUUGUCCUGAUAAAGGCAAACCCGCCCUGCCUGCUGUCCACUAUUCAGUACAUCAAUAAUUUCUACGCCAGCCGGCUGAGUGGGGAGGAGUGCUAUUGGUGGAUGCAGUUCACCGCGGCAGUGGAAUUCAUUAAGACAAUCGAUGAUCGCAAGUGAAGCAGAACCGCCACCUGUAUGGGGAAGGAGAUGGGAGACUGGGAGACUUCCCAACCAACCCUCUCCCUCUGCUCCCCAGGACCCAGACCCACACCCUGUCUGUAUAGCUGUACAUAGUCAGAGACUUAGAGAUUUAAAAAGUAUAUAUGAUUAUUAUGUGGACAAAAUCCAGGUUUUAUCAUGGAGAAAAAGUCCUUGGAAAAAAUGGCAGAUGUUAACUUUGAAUUUAAACUAAUUAGCAGUUUUCAUUUAAUCUCUUGUCUCUAGUCAUGGUGAGGUGUGGGGGUCUAUGUCUUGAAUGUUAUAUCUAAAGUUACGAUUCUGACGUUAAAUUGACUGAUAAAGCGUCUAACCAGAUGAAAAGGGACCAUGUUUCCUAGAGAUGAUCUCAGAUAUAUGUUGUGGAAGCGGGACUACCUGAAGGUGAGCGAGAGAGAAAGGUUGUUAAAUUGUGCAAUCUUUCCCCUGAAAUACUCUUCAUCCUAAUGCUCUUCAAGAUGCAUCGUAUCCUGGGGAAUCACAUAACUCAAUAGAUACUGACUGAGUAUUAGUGACUCAAGUAAAUAAAUAUAAAAUCAACCCAAAAUCAUCCUGCUAAUAUUAGUAUAUAUUUUUUUGACAUUGGCACAUCAAUAAUAGGACAGAUUUUUUCAUAAAAUGUAAACAGAUGUAUUCAUUAUUCGGUUCAUCCUUCCCUAAAUACUUUCCAUGGCAAUUUGGACAGAAGGGCCCACAUAUUUAUAUAUAAAAUGUAUUUAUUUCUUUCAUUCUAUUUAAUGGAAUUGUAUUUUAUUUCUAUAAAUGAAAUCACACAUCAUGCCUAUUUAGGAGAUUUAAGGCAGCUGUUAAGGGUUGAGAUAUUUUAAUAUUGUUAGGAGGGCAAGCACAGCAUUGUCCUCAGACUGAAGCCCCCAGGAUAAGUUGUUGGCUGUUUGCUACAGCUUAUAGACAGGGUCACCACUGAUCAGCUCCUGCACAAUAUCAGUAGUGCUGGUAUUUUUAGAAAUACUGAAAUGUGCCUUGAGGGCCACUUUGUAAGUCUGUUUUAAAAAAACAAACAAAAAAAAACAUGUUUUCUUGAGAAUGAGGGUUCUGCUUUUGGUUUUCCAUCACCUUUGAUCCCCACAGCCGGUCUCUCUGAGAAACCUCUUUCCAACCUUAGUGCUGGGAGUGGAACACCACUGGUUGUUUCGGUUCAUUCCCUUUGCACUCAUCCCCUUUCCGUUUUCCCCUUCAAUAUUUAAUAUCCUACCUCAAAGUUAGAACCAAUGAGCCUGACGUUUCUGUUUGUGCACAAUACUCUUUAAUAUUGGUUGGAUAUGAAGAGUAAUGGAACAGGUAUUCACUGUUUAGCAUCAGCUUCCUCUAUUGACACUGACUGCUCUCUUGCAAUUACAUGGUAUAACAAGGUAGUAAAACAUUUCCAAAUGAACAAGUUGACUAUUUCUGUAGUUGAAGCUGUUAUAAUGCAUGCAUGUUUCAGCAUAGAGCAGAAAGACUAGUGAUUGGAUUAGCUCUUUACCUUCUCACACGAUCAAGAAAGGGACUCUUAAAUGUAUAUGCACUCUUGUAUUAUUUGAUUUCUUCUUUCAUUUUAGAGUGCAGGGAUAUUCCAGUUUCAUGUUCUUUCAUCUACAGGCAUGUUUCUAAUCACUUACAGCCAAAGGCACCAAAACUCAUAAAAUCAUCUGUUUGUUGCAGCUACAAAAAGCAGGAACACUGCCCCCUCUGUUUGUGCAACUUUGCAUUGUGCCAAGUGUAUGUCUUAUUUUCUCUUUUAAAUCACUACUUUCAAACAGUAUCCCAUUAAUAGACAGCACAACAAAAAGAGCAAAUAAUCAGAACACUAUCUGAUAUGUUACUGACCAUUUGAAAAAGGCAGUGUGGGACAGUGUGGGCUAUGUUGCGUGAGAGGUUUGUACAGUGAAUGUGUGAUAUGUUGGUUUGUUAAGUGUUUUUUUGAGAGGUCCACCCUCUUCCUCUUUCACAAUGUCAGGACGAUCUCCUUACUGUAGCUACAGUACUCCUCGAUGAGCAGUAAAUCCUUGUUGGUGAAAAACCUAAAAUAUCUCUCGAGUUAAUUUCGAACUCAGACCAGUUCUGAAAGGGUUGUGAAGAAUGAGGCUGGGUUUUCUUGUCUGUCUCUCUGAUGUCAUUUCUUUUUCAAUGUUCGGAGUUUAAUUACUCUGGAUUUUUUUGUACAAGGUAAGCGAAGCUUGCUCCGUACAUUUGACAUGCAGAACUUCACAUGUUUUCUACUCUGCUCUUUAGUAAUGAGUCACACUUGUUUUAACUAAAACCUCUGACAUUACAAAUGAUACUGUAACAGAGAUUUAUAUGGGUAGCUUAGCUAGGUCUGACUGUUACACUUUAUCCAAUAACAUCAGUCAAGGACACACAUUUAUAAACAAUCUCAAGUUGUGAUAUUAGUGUUGUCUCCCCAUUUCCUGACUUAUGUUCCUGUUUUUUUGAGUAAUGUGUGUACAGCAUCUAAUGGUUUUUAAAUACACCUGUGCAAAAUGGAUGAUACUGCUGUUUAACCUGUUUGAAAACAUACCCAUGUACUGAUUGGUCACAAAAUGUAGAUAGACUGUAACAAGAAGUGUUUAUGUGAUGUCACUUUAGAAGUAUGUACAGUACAGACCAAUGUGAUCAAACAAUCUGGACCUGGCUUGUGUAUUAAUGUUGCCUUCUACAUAUCAGUGAACAAAGAUACUUUUCAAUAGCUAGAAAACUACAACCAGCCUUUGUCUGACCUGAUUCAUACUGUUCAUACACAGUGACAGAAUACCUCACAUUGUAAAGUUAAAGUACAAAUACACAUCCUAACAUUGAGAAUAAUUCUGUACUAUAGCCUGAGUUUAGCAUUGAUUGUAUGCAAACAAGUGGACAGUUGCCAGAAUGGCGGACUAAAAGAGACUUGACUAUGGAAAUCUGGUCUUCAAAGCUUUACAAUCCUCUCUGUGCUCUAGUCCCGGUACAGAGUAGGCAGAACAAGCAGAAAAUAAUCCAUUUUACAUUUGUAAGCUUGCACAAUUAUGACAUAUGCGAAGGGGAAGCCGUUUGUCUUAUCAUAUAAUUCUUUAAAACAAUAAAAUGCAUUUUUCUGUA
Molecule: messenger RNA, 7731 nt
Organism: Oncorhynchus kisutch (coho salmon)
Lineage: Eukaryota; Metazoa; Chordata; Actinopteri; Salmoniformes; Salmonidae
Product: GTPase-activating protein and VPS9 domain-containing protein 1
Exons: 29
Coding region: 196-4620 (1474 amino acids)
Biological process (GO): vesicle-mediated transport; regulation of GTPase activity
Cellular component (GO): cytosol; endocytic vesicle
Molecular function (GO): guanyl-nucleotide exchange factor activity; small GTPase binding
Source: RefSeq, a predicted model, not a curated record